This is a messenger RNA of Symbiodinium natans, 1248 nucleotides long. The record is from the annotation of a GenBank genome assembly. Lineage: Eukaryota; Dinophyceae; Suessiales; Symbiodiniaceae.
AUGACGGCAGGAGCGGCGGAGCAGGCGGUGGCAGUGUUUGCACACUUGCUGCCUUCCAUGUCGCUGCAGACGGGCCAGGGCGCGGGGUCGGGGGACAAGGGUCAAAUGCAGGACUCUCGGCAAAAGAGGCCCCGCACAGGGCCGAGCCCGACUCAGCAAGGCAAGAACAAGGGCAAGCCCAAGGGGAGAGGCAAACAGCGAACAGCCGCCGACCAGGACCAGGACAUGGACGACUCUCUCGACCUGUCUCAGCGGGAACUCCUACGCUUGAUCGCUACUUUGGUGCUGCAACAGCACGACCAAGCGCUGCGCACGCAGCUGGACACGGGCUUUCUGCUUACCCUCAAGAACGAUCUGGGCCCCGAGUGCAUGCUGCCCGUCAUGCAGAAGGUCGCCAAAGCUUGGGUUCAAAUGAAGGAGGAGGAGCCAACCAAACUGGACAUGCCGCUGCGCACAACGCUCUUGAUAUGCAUGUUUCAGGAGCUGAAGAGUCGAGCCGAGCUCUUGCAGGCCGAUGCCGAGGCUAUCGAGAAGGCGACGCAAGCAGGCUGGCUGAACAGCUCGCGGGAGUGGAUAUGCCAAAAGUGGGAUGUGGACACGGAAACCAUGGUGGAAGACAAGACCCGACCCUGUGUGACGAUGGAAGCCUUCCUCGGACAAGUGGUCAAGCUGCAGGGUCUGGUGGCGGAGGUAGCCAAUGUGCCCAGGUUCCAGGCGACGAGGCCUCUGGCCAAGGGCAACAUUACGGGCCACAGUCUGGCAUUCCUCUUGGAUGUGUCACUACGAACGCAAGCGGAUCCGCUCUACGAGCAGCUGAAGAGCUGGGACGGCCUGGCAGCCCUGAACCUCAUCGGUGCGAGACUGCGCCCAAUGAGGUUGAAACGUUCCCCUGCCGCGAACAAGCUGCAGAAGUGGCUCUCGGGUUGGGGCUCCCGGAAGCCGCUUGAGCGAGUGGCGUGCUUUUGUGAUGGAAGGUCGCUGCAGGCUUGCGUACAGGCAGCACAUGACAUCAGCUUUGACUCUGAGUGCGAGCUGCCCCAGCUUGACAGCUCUGGCACCCUGCGGUGGAAGCGUUUCCACAUCCGAUGUUUCAUUUUUCACAUUGGCGACACUCCCAGCUCAGGUGAAGUGUUGCGGACUUCACCCCCGGCGCCCUUUGCCAUGCGCCUGGUGGAGGAGGAUCUGGAGGUGAGCAAUGUCCUUGUGCCGGCUGGGUGGCUGAUGGUCUACGGCAGCCUGUCCUUUUAA